CCUAGUGGUACAGCGUUUCCUCCCGGCAACAGCCCGAGCCGGCGCUCAUAGGCUGAGCACACUGAGGUCGGGACUGGGAGGUGGCUGCGGCGCGUGCUCAUUGGCUGGUGUAUGGCUUGCAGCCACCCUUGAAUUGGUUGACUCUGUACGGCUGCGCAGAUGCCGACUUUAGAGGAGGCGGAGUUUCGGCCUUCGCCUGCUGGAAAAGCAGUAGGAUCGGCCAGUGGCGACAGCAGGAGCUGAGCCUAAGCCCUGGCGGGGCUUUGGGCUGUAGAUUCCUGUCUGACUAAAGGGACCUCAAAAAGGAGGGAAAAUGGCUUCUGAGUCUGAAACUCUGAAUCCCAGUGCUAGGAUAAUGACCUUUUAUCCAACUAUGGAAGAGUUCCGAAACUUCAGUAGAUACAUUGCCUACAUUGAAUCCCAAGGAGCUCAUCGGGCAGGGCUAGCCAAGGUUGUUCCUCCAAAAGAGUGGAAGCCACGAGCAUCCUAUGAUGACAUUGAUGAUUUGGUCAUUCCUGCCCCCAUUCAGCAGCUGGUGACGGGGCAGUCUGGCCUCUUUACUCAGUACAACAUACAGAAGAAAGCCAUGACUGUUCGAGAGUUCCGCAAGAUAGCCAAUAGCGAUAAGUACUGUACCCCACGCUAUAGUGAGUUUGAAGAGCUCGAGCGGAAAUACUGGAAAAAUCUUACAUUCAAUCCUCCAAUCUAUGGUGCAGAUGUGAAUGGUACCCUCUAUGAAAAGCAUGUUGAUGAGUGGAAUAUUGGCCGGCUGAGAACAAUCCUGGACUUGGUGGAAAAGGAGAGUGGGAUCACCAUUGAGGGUGUGAACACCCCAUACCUGUACUUUGGCAUGUGGAAGACAUCCUUUGCUUGGCACACUGAAGACAUGGACCUCUACAGCAUCAACUACCUGCACUUUGGAGAACCAAAGUCCUGGUACUCUGUUCCACCUGAGCAUGGAAAGCGGUUGGAACGCCUCGCCAAAGGCUUUUUCCCAGGAAGUGCUCAAAGCUGUGAGGCAUUUCUCCGCCACAAGAUGACCCUGAUUUCCCCGUUAAUGCUGAAGAAAUACGGAAUUCCCUUUGACAAGGUGACUCAAGAGGCUGGAGAGUUUAUGAUCACUUUCCCUUAUGGUUACCAUGCCGGCUUUAACCAUGGUUUUAACUGUGCGGAGUCUACCAAUUUUGCUACCCGUCGGUGGAUUGAGUAUGGCAAGCAAGCUGUGCUGUGCUCCUGUAGAAAGGACAUGGUGAAGAUCUCCAUGGAUGUGUUUGUGAGAAAGUUCCAGCCAGAAAGGUACAAACUUUGGAAAGCUGGGAAGGACAACACAGUUAUUGACCAUACUCUGCCCACGCCAGAAGCAGCUGAGUUUCUUAAGGAGAGUGAACUGCCUCCAAGAGCUGGCAACGAGGAGGAGUGCCCAGAGGAGGACAUGGAAGGGGUAGAGGAUGGAGAGGAAGGAGACCUGAAGACAAGCCUGGCCAAGCACCGAAUAGGGACAAAGAGGCACCGAGUUUGUCUUGAAAUACCACAGGAGGUGAGUCAGAGUGAGCUCUUCCCCAAGGAGGAUCUGAGUUCUGAGCAGUAUGAGAUGACGGAGUGCCCGGCAGCCCUCGCCCCUGUGAGGCCCACCCAUAGCUCUGUGCGGCAAGUUGAGGAUGGUCUUACCUUCCCAGAUUAUUCUGACUCCACUGAAGUCAAAUUUGAAGAGCUUAAAAAUGUCAAACUAGAAGAGGAGGAUGAGGAGGAAGAAGAAGAAGCAGCUGCCUUGGAUCUUUCUGUGAAUCCUGCAUCUGUAGGGGGACGCCUUGUCUUCUCAGGCUCCAAAAAGAAAUCAUCUUCUAGCCUGGGCUCUGGCUCUUCACGGGAUUCUAUCUCUUCUGAUUCAGAAACUAGUGAGCCUCUCUCCUGCCGAGCCCAAGGGCAAACGGGAGUUCUCACUGUGCACAGUUAUGCCAAAGGGGAUGGCAGGGUCACUGUGGGAGAGCCAUGCACGAGGAAGAAAGGAAGCGCUGCUAGAAGUUUCAGUGAGCGGGAGCUGGCAGAGGUUGCAGAUGAAUACAUGUUUUCCCUAGAAGAGAAUAAGAAGUCCAAGGGACGCCGUCAGCCUUUAAGCAAGCUCCCCCGCCAUCACCCACUUGUGCUGCAGGAGUGUGUCAGUGAUGAUGAGACAUCUGAACAGCUGACCCCUGAGGAAGAGGCUGAGGAGACAGAGGCCUGGGCCAAGCCUCUGAGCCAACUGUGGCAGAACCGACCUCCAAACUUUGAGGCUGAGAAGGAAUUCAAUGAGACCAUGGCCCAGCAGGCCCCUCACUGCGCUGUCUGUAUGAUCUUCCAGACUUAUCAUCAGGUUGAGUUUGGAGGCUUUAAUCAGAACUGUGGAAAUGCUUCAGAUUUAGCCCCCCAGAAGCAGAGGACCAAGCCAUUGAUUCCAGAAAUGUGCUUCACUUCGACUGGCUGCAGCACGGACAUCAACCUUUCUACUCCUUAUCUUGAGGAGGAUGGCACCAGCAUACUCGUUUCCUGCAAGAAGUGCAGCGUCCGGGUCCAUGCCAGUUGCUAUGGGGUUCCCCCUGCAAAGGCUUCUGAAGACUGGAUGUGUUCUCGGUGUUCAGCCAAUGCCCUAGAGGAGGACUGCUGUUUAUGCUCAUUACGAGGAGGGGCCCUGCAGAGAGCAAAUGAUGACAGGUGGGUCCACGUUUCAUGUGCUGUGGCAAUUCUGGAAGCAAGGUUUGUCAACAUUGCAGAAAGAAGUCCGGUGGAUGUGAGCAAAAUCCCCCUGCCCCGCUUCAAACUGAAAUGUAUCUUCUGUAAGAAGCGGAGGAAAAGAACUGCUGGCUGCUGUGUGCAGUGUUCUCACGGCCGCUGCCCAACUGCCUUCCAUGUGAGCUGCGCCCAGGCUGCUGGUGUGAUGAUGCAGCCUGACGACUGGCCUUUUGUGGUCUUCAUUACCUGCUUUCGGCACAAGAUUCCUAAUUUGGAGCGUGCCAAGGGGGCCUUGCAAAGCAUCACUGCAGGCCAGAAAGUCAUUAGCAAGCAUAAGAACGGGCGCUUCUACCAGUGUGAAGUGGUCAGGCUCACCACCGAGACCUUCUAUGAAGUCAACUUUGAUGAUGGCUCCUUCAGCGACAAUCUUUAUCCUGAGGACAUAGUGAGCCAGGACUGUCUCCAGUUUGGUCCUCCUGCUGAAGGGGAAGUGGUCCAAGUGAGAUGGACAGACGGCCAAGUCUAUGGAGCCAAGUUUGUGGCCUCCCACCCUAUCCAAAUGUACCAGGUGGAGUUUGAGGAUGGCUCACAACUUGUGGUUAAGAGAGAUGAUGUAUACACACUGGAUGAAGAGCUUCCCAAGAGAGUCAAAUCUAGACUGUCAGUAGCCUCAGACAUGCGCUUCAAUGAGAUUUUCACAGAGAAAGAGGUUAAGCAAGAAAAGAAACGGCAACGAGUGAUCAACUCAAGAUACCGGGAAGAUUAUAUUGAGCCUGCACUAUACCGGGCCAUCAUGGAGUAGGUGCUUCCAGGGUCCAAGGGAUUCUCAGCCAUCCAGGCAAGAGCACUCUGGGUUCCACAGCACAGCAGACAUGGAACGCUGAAGUCUCUGAAAGUGAAGUUGUAAAAAGAAAAGGAAUGAAAUAACCGACCCAUCAUCUUCUCACCCACCCUCAUUGCAUUCCGCUGUAGUGAAAGGACGAGCCAUUUCUGGGCACGUGGCAGCAGUCGCUGAUCUCCCAGCUGAGGGGCUGAGCACUGGAAUGCUGUGGCUGCACUGGCCCCAGUCCAUAGAGGGGUCAACUAUGCUGGCUGGACUGGCUGCCUUGUUCCUGGCCUAGGACUUAGCUUCAUAACUAUCACCUGCACCGACUAGGCUGAGGUGCUGGUACUUGCCCCAACCCCUACUUUUGUAUUUAUAUGUGUGUGUGUGUGUGUGCGUGCGUGCGUGCGUGUAUGCGUGUAUGUUUGGUCUGGACCAGCUUCUGCCAGCCCCUGGCCUUUACUUUCUUCCUUGCCUAUGCAGGGCAAACAAAAUGUGAAAUUCUGCCCUCAGCUGAGCUGAGUAAGGGCUCCUGGGGGUUGGCUGGAGAUGGGUGUGGCAUCUGUCCGGGCCUGGAACCGCCUCAAGACAGUGCUGGCAAAGCUGCAGUAUUGAGAUGCUAAGGAGCUGAUGCCACCUCUUUGUCUUCCCCUAAAGGAGAACAUGGGGAUAACAUGGGUGUGUGCCCACAACACUCUAGGUGCAGAGCCCCUGUGGCAAAGUAUUACAGGGUGUGGGUGGGGAUUACCCUGAAGCGGGGAUUUUAAUGAUGGAAGCAGGCAGAGCCUGGUGGGUGAUUCUGUCAACAGAAAAUUGCAAUCAUGCAGGGGCUGGGAGGGUUAGGAUGAAAAAACUGGGGCCAUUGGAGGCCCACUGUGGGUGGGAGGGAGCUGAUUUUGGGGUGGGGGGUGGGACUAGAGGGCAAUACUGAAGGGGUUAAACAGGUUUUUGCUCCUCAAGAAUUUGUUUGCCUGGGCCCAGGAUUGGAGGGCUUCACACCAAUACCCUGUGUAUACAAGAAUCAGAUUUAUAAUACUUCCCCUUUUUUGUUACGUAUGAACACUAUAAACCAAAUUAUUUUGAAAACUGGUGCAUCACCUUGUCCUUAGCACUAAAAUGUGUUGAGCAGAG
This is a messenger RNA of Pan troglodytes (chimpanzee), 4660 nucleotides long. It is a transcript of the gene KDM4A, whose product is annotated as lysine demethylase 4A. The coding region runs from base 314 to 3508 and encodes 1064 amino acids. NCBI's taxonomy places the organism in Eukaryota, Metazoa, Chordata, Mammalia, Primates, Hominidae. Gene Ontology annotation, biological process: chromatin remodeling; regulation of gene expression. Gene Ontology annotation, molecular function: histone H3K36 demethylase activity; histone H3K9 demethylase activity. The transcript has 22 exons. The record is from RefSeq and is a predicted model, not a curated record. Gene Ontology annotation, cellular component: chromatin; nucleus.